Molecule: messenger RNA, 2520 nt
Organism: Cercospora beticola
Lineage: Eukaryota; Fungi; Ascomycota; Dothideomycetes; Mycosphaerellales; Mycosphaerellaceae
Biological process (GO): mRNA processing
Cellular component (GO): nucleus
Molecular function (GO): RNA binding
Source: RefSeq, a predicted model, not a curated record
ACAGCGUCAUCCCUCGCACAGCAAACCCCAUCCCGCUUCGCUUCUGCAGCCCUGAAGGAAGGAUUUCGGCACUCGUCCACCACUCCCGCACCAUCUCACCAUUACCGCAACUCUCUCCCUCCGCGCAGCAUGUGAAAGAAAGCCACAGUGGAGCUAGGUAGGUCGCCGCGCACGCGUCAUUCCGCCCGUACAGACCGUCUCAAUGUGCUGGCCAUGUGAAUGCAGACUAAGACAUGUCCUCUAAGCGCUCCAGAGCCGCCUUCGAAGACCGCGAUACUCCCCCGAGCCACGCUCCAUAUGCACUAUACGGCACCCCGCUACCGCCCUUCGAUGAGCAGACGAGAGAUGAUGGCAGCUAUGUGCCCAUCUGGAAGCAAGAGGUGACUGAUGAGAGGGGCAGAAAGAGGCUGCAUGGUGCCUUUACAGGUGGUUUCAGUGCAGGCUACUUCAACACUGUAGGCUCCAAGGAAGGAUGGACGCCGAGCACGUUCGUGUCUUCGCGAUCCAAUCGCGCCAAGGACAGCAAAGAUGCGAAGCAGCAACGCGCCGAAGAUUUCAUGGAUGAAGAGGAUCUGGCUGAGCAGGCAGAGGCGCAAAAGCUGGAAACCCAAGGAUCCUCCGCUGGGCUGGGAACUGGUGGUCAAGAUGGAGGUGUCGGUGGCAUGUUCUCAGACUUCUUCAACAAUACGGGCGAGACCAAAGGCGUCAAAUUGCUUCAGCGAAUGGGCUGGCGGCAAGGUCAAGGGAUUGGCCCGAAAGUCAAAAGACGUGCGCAAGGCGACAAGACUGGCGAAAUGCACUUGUUCGCUCCCGAGAACACGCGCAUGAUCUCUUUGGUGCGCAAGACGGAUAAGAAAGGGCUGGGCUUCGAGGGCGAAGCCAAGCUUCGGGAAGACUCGACUGCCAAAGAUGAUGAUGAAGACAGUGGAGAAGACUCUCGAAUCUUGAGCCGGUCCAAGAUCGGACGGAAACCGAAGCCCCUCAAAAAGUCAGGCUUCGGCGUGGGCGUUCUCAACGAUGAUGGCGAGGAUGACGAAGAUCCCUAUGCUGUCGGACCGAGUAUCAGCUACAACCGAAUCAUUGGGCAAAAGAAGAAGAAAGGAGGCCUGGUCGCCAGCAAUGCCAAUCCGAACGUCAUCAAGCCGACAUUGCAGCCCUCCAAGAAGCUCGUUCAGCGUUCGACCAAUGUCAACAAUUUCCGAAAAUGCCAUGAUGGACGUCUACCUUUGGACGGUUUCGUGCUUGCGGCCGCCGCUUUGACCAUAACCGAGAACAAAUAUCCACCUCCCGAGGUGCCACCAGGUUGGAAGCCAGCAUUCCAGUCCUCUGCCUCAUCCGCAACAUCAUAUGUGUCGACCGCGGAUGCUGCAAAGGCUUCAACUCUAGACGCCAAAGGGCGUGCCGAACUGCUAGGGGAACAGCAGCUGCCCUCUAAAUCCAUCUUCGACUUCAUCACCCCGGCACAGCGCGACAAGCUCGCCUCAGCCAGUGGCCGUAAAGACCUUCCAGCCGCAUUGAGUGAAAAGGCCCCCGAAGGCUAUACCCAGAGUGAAGCUGAAAAACAUCGGACACUCUGGGAUCUGGUUCCUAACCUUAGCAAAGAAACUGCCGUUGCAGCUCUUGCCCGCGGCAAAACAGGAUGGAUGCCCUAUAGCGAAGAUCCUGGCAAGCGAGAACGAUACAAGUAUUUCCUCGAACUGUCCACCGGCCAGCACAACUCCCUUCCUUCGCGAGCCACAGGCACCAGUCUCGACGAAUGGGCCAACGAAUUACGAGAAUUCGCUGAAGCUGCGGAGAUUUUCAAACCUGCUUCGGGAUACAUGGCGAGUCGAUUCACUUCAGGUUCUGCUACGCCGAAACUCGCAUCCGAUGCGCCGGACUCUGCUUCGCAGUCCGCGACAGCGAAAGAAGAGGAUCCGGCAAUCAAAGCGGCAAAGCUGGGCAUGUAUGGACCGUUGACGAGGAAACGUGAACAUUUCUAUCCGACACGACUUCUCUGCAAACGAUUCAAUGUCCGUCCGCCAGCAAAUGUUGCGGCUGGGACUUCGGCUGCGGAAGAUGCUGCUGAGGCGAUGGAGAAGGCUGAGAGGCUGGACUUGGUGAGUAAGGUCAGUUUGGAGCGGAUGAUGAGGGAUGCUGGGAAAUUUGUGUCGGGAGGAACAGAAGGUGGGAAAGUUGAACAUCAUGAGCCCGGACCAGCGAGUGAGAAUGUGAGAGCUCAGGUCGAUGUGGAAAAGAAUAAGGCUCUGGAAGGAAAUCGGCCUGGAGAGGAUGUGUUCAAGGCGAUUUUUGGGAGUGAUGAUGAAGAUUGAAAAUAUUGUCAGCGCUGAGCAUUCCUGGCAUGUCCUUCAUCCAAACGCUUGCGCAAGACUAUAAUUCAUAACCAAGUAAUUCCCAGUCCUGAAGCACUACACGCCCCCCCAAAACAAAUUAGCCAAAGAUGGCCUCGACAAACAAAUUAGAAACUCGCCUACUCACCUCCCACAAAUUCCCAACAACCUCAUCCAACCCCGGCGCAAA